Molecule: messenger RNA, 3038 nt
Organism: Amborella trichopoda
Lineage: Eukaryota; Viridiplantae; Streptophyta; Magnoliopsida; Amborellales; Amborellaceae
Product: protein kinase family protein / protein phosphatase 2C (PP2C) family protein
Biological process (GO): protein dephosphorylation; protein phosphorylation
Molecular function (GO): ATP binding; protein serine/threonine phosphatase activity; protein serine/threonine kinase activity
Source: RefSeq, a predicted model, not a curated record
CUCUCUAAGUCAUUCAUCCUCCACGUGGGUUCAUUUGAAUGGAUGGUCUCCCUAGUCUUUAGCUCUUUCCUUUUCCUGUACUCCAGGCAGAUCACAUGCUCUGGUAGACCUGGAGGACUAAGGCUCUACUCAGCAGUUCCAGUCCCAAGACAACGUUCCUUCUGACGGAUUAUAUUCAGAGACAAGAGAGAAAUAAGAGAUAUAGGUUCUUCAAUUUUUUCUGAAAAAAAUAGAUAUAAUUGAUCUUUCAAUUUAUUUGAGAUAGAUAGAAAAUAUGUGUUGGUUCUUCAAUUCAUGUGAGGGAGAAGAAGAGAGAAAUCAAUUCCACGUUGAGCAAUGCUACAUCUCAAGUUCGAUUUCUUCCUUGUUGCUGAACUGCUGGAAAAGAUACAGGUCGUUUAAGUUAUAAAAAAGAGAGAGAAAGAAGAGAUAUGGGUUUAUUCUUCAAUUUAUUUGUGGGAGAGAUGGUGGAGAUAUUGGAGCCCAAUACCUGCAUACGGGGCUGCUGCACCAGCCAAUCCAUUCCCUUGCACCUCUGCUCCUCCUCCUACUCUCUCAAUUCUCCCAUUGCUCGAGGUACAGAGAGUGUUGUGUACGAGGCUUCCCUUGAGGGCCAGAAAGUCGCUGUUAAGAAACCUAUACUUUCUACAUCAGAUGAUCUGGACCGUUUCCAUCAGGAGUUGCAGCUUUUAUGCAAGCUGGACCAUCCUGGUAUAGCCACACUUGUCGCGGCACACGCGAGGCCACCCAAUUACAUGUUCUUCUUCCAAUUCUAUGAGUGCCAUAACUUAGCCAAAAUGCUUCAUGUGGAAGAGUGGAAUCCAACUAUUGACCAAGCAUUGUCAAUCGCAAUUGAACUAGCAAAAGCUUUGCAAUACAUACAUAACCUUGGGGUCGCGCAUAGGGAUGUGAAACCAUCAAAUGUUCUUCUUGACCGAAAGCUUCAGCCACACCUUGCAGACUUCGGAUUGGCAGUAUACAAAAAGGACCUUAAACAGGUUUCCAUGGAAAAUUGGAGGUCUUCUGGGAAGCCAACUGGCGGCUUUCAUAAAAAAAAUAUGGUAGGAACACUGAUAUAUAUGGCUCCUGAAAUCUUGCGAAAAGAAGUUCACACGGAGAAAUCAGAUGUCUACAGUUUUGCAAUUACAAUCAAUGAGAUUGUUACUGGUGUCAUCCCAUACACUGAUUUACGUGCAGAAGCCCAGGCACACACUGUGCUUGAGAUGAACUACACUGAACAGCGACUUACAGCAGCUGUAGUCACUGAAGGACUACGGCCUUCCCUGGCAAGUCCUGAAUCAGGUGCUCCAUCAACUAUGUUGUCACUGAUUCAGGUGUGCUGGGAUUCAGAUCCUCAAAAAAGGCCUUCAUUUGAUGAUAUAGUUAGAAAGCUUGAAUCAAUAAUUAAAAAUCAUAGACAAGAUGUAAAGUGUCAAAGAAAUCCUUCUGAUAAGGAUCAGCUUCCUAUUAAUAUGGAUAGCCAUCAGCAAUUUGAAGGAGAUAUAAACUGGUUGAUUCAAGGGGUGAAAGCUUCUAAGGAGAUACUGCCUAAAGUUGAACCAAGAGUGAUCAUAUGGCUUUAUUCUUCCCCGAAUUCUUUGCUUUAUCAUCCCACUCUGUCCUGGGGCUCUUUUUCGACAAGAGGUAGAAGGGAAACCAUGGAAGACACACAUUUUUUGCUUCCCCAGAUGGAAUAUGAAAAGAAUAUCUCCUUGUUUGGUAUCUUUGAUGGUCAUCGAGGUGCAGCAGCUGCUGAAUUUGCUGUGCAAGCAAUACCGGGGUUUUUUAAAUCGUUGACAGGUGCAACAACCAGUCCUGCAGAUGCAUUAGUGGGAGCAUUUGUGAAUACCGAUUUGGCUUUCAGGAAGGAACUAGAAUCAUGCCGUAAAUCUCAUAGAAAAAUUCAGAAAGAUUGGCAUCCCGGUUGUACUGGAAUCACUUCCUUGAUCAUUGGUGACACACUAUUUGUUGCCAAUGCUGGCGAUUGCAGAGCUAUCUUGUGCCGACAGGGUCUUUCAUAUUCUCUAAGUAAGGAUCAUGUUGCCAAUUGUCCUAAGGAAAGGGAAAGGGUUAUAGAAGCAGGUGGACAAGUGAAAUGGCAGAUUGAUGCAUGGAGGGUCGGUGUGGCUGCACUACAGGUUACACGAUCAAUUGGAGAUGAUGACUUGAAGCCUGCUGUGACUGCAGAGCCUGAGAUAACUCAGGUGCGACUGUCAGAGGAUGAUGAAUAUUUGGUUUGGAGUCUUGACAUCAGCAUCUUGUAUUUUUAAAGUUUUCGAUUAUUCAAUCAUGGGAAUUUCUAGUGCUUGCCUUUGUAGCACCCUAAAACUCUUGGACAGGAUGAAUAUACGUAAUUCAAGAAUCUUCGACAAUUUUUCCUUCCCCUAUUGAGGUUGCAAUUGUCGAGUUCAACUUGGUCGAUGAAAUCAACAGUAUUUUUGUUUUUACUUGGGAUCAUUGUCAUUGAAAUCCAAAAACACGGUUUCAGGCAAGGUAUCUACAAGUAUUAUACCUUUUGUUUUUGAACAUUACAAGUAUUACAACAUUCACAAGAACAUUUCUCGUCCAUAAUGCAUCUCUUAUCAGAUUUUCACUUUUUCAACCUUGACCAGUUCAAAUUUACUUCUUAUUCAUUCUUCGAGAAUCCAAGACUAUGAGCAAGCAAUUAAUUGAAUAAGGAAUUGGAAUCCCCUCCAGAAAGAUUGACCUGGAUGGUGAAUGGGAGGACUAGAAAAGAGCUUUGUAUAUUAUUGGGCCGGGAUUGUGAAUUGAAGAUUGGAAAAGACUUUUUAUGACCAUACUUGUAAAAGUUUUGAGAAAGCAUUUACCAAUUGUUUUGCUUACUUGGUCAAAACGGGGGGGAUUUAUUUGACACUGCACCUUAUUGCAUGAAUUAGAUUAAUAAAAGAAUGACCCUUAGAGAAAGCAUUCAUGUUAGAAGUUUUGAGAAAGCAUUACCAAUUGUUUUGGUUACUUAGUCGAAACCGAGGGGAUUUAUUUGACAUUGCACCUAUAUUGCAUGAAUUAGAGCAAUAAAA